UGUCAAAGAGAAGGUAACGACUGAAACAUUUUGCCGGCUAAACUCCGGAAUGCCGACGCCUAAAUCGUGGAUACUGAUUUCAUAUGUCGUGGUACAAAAUGCGGCAAAAGAUUCACAACAAAUACAGCUGCGGUUGAUAUUUUUUGUUUUUCUGUGGUCCUGUGUUAAUUGCCUUGGGGAUGUUAUUUUUACCGUUCCUGAGGAAUUACCAAAUGGUGCAGUAGUUGGAAAUAUAAAUAAAGAUUUGGGAUUCGCUAGUGGAAAGCUAACCAAUCGGGAAUUCAAUAUAGACUUUGGUGAUAACAAGCAGUAUUUAUUUAUCAAUUCGGAGAAUGGAAACAUGCUUAUUAAUGAAAGAAUUGAUAGAGAAAUUAUAUGCGGGACAACGACGCCGUGUCGUAUUAAUGUACGGCUCCUAAUGAAACAGCCUUUUCAGUUACUUAGUGCCGUAAUGGACAUACUGGAUAUAAAUGACAAUGCGCCCACCUUUCCAGUUAAUAAUCUGCAUUUUGAUAUAAUGGAGUCGGUUCCUGUGGGAACAGUCUUACCCAUUCAGAGCGCCAGUGAUCAGGACGUUGGUUCCAAUGGCAUAAAUAUCUACAAGCUUAGCCCUAACGGUCACUUUUCUUUGGACAUUUACAAUUCUUCUGACGGUGACCUGGUGGUAAAGCUUGUAGUGGAUAAAAUUUUAGAUCGAGAGCAAAAAUCAGCGCACCAUCUCCUUCUAACAGCCGUCGAUGGAGGUGAACCGCAGAGAUCCGGUACGGUUGAAAUUGUCAUUAAAGUCCUUGAUGCCAAUGACAAUUUUCCAGUCUUUGAUAAGCCAGUUUACAAGGCCAGUUUACUGGAGGACGCGCCAGUUGGAACAUUAGUAAUUCAAGUGAAGGCUAAAGAUCUGGACGAAGGAAUGAACGGGGUGAUAGUUUAUUCAUUUGAUAGCCACACACAGAGGAAGCUGCGAGAUACAUUUAAUAUAAAUUCUUCCUCUGGAGAAAUUCGUCUAAAAAAUAUAAUGGGCAUGGGGGAGACCAAAUCAUAUGAACUGCACGUACAAGCAUCAGACAAGGGAACUCCCACACUGAGUGGCUACUGUAAAGUUAUUUUGGACAUUAUAGACGUAAACAAUAAUGCGCCAGAAAUUGCAAUAACGUUGGUUAGUAGCCACAUUCAGGAAGAUGCUGAGGUAGGGACUGUAGUUGCAUUGAUUACUGUAACUGACCGUGAUUCCGGAAUAAACGCUUUGGUCAUUUGUCAGAUUACUGACAAUAUUCCCUUUAAACUUAAGCCGGUUGCCAGGUACUAUACUUUGGUGACUGACGGUCUUCUGGACAGAGAAACUAUUUCUGCAUAUAAUAUUACUGUCACCGCCACUGAUUCGGGUUCACCCCCUCUUACAGCUGAAUCAGAUAUAGUUGUCAUAAUCGAUGAUGUAAAUGACAAUCCACCUCGAUUUUCACAGGAAUCAUACAAAGUGUACGUAAAGGAAAACAACUCAGUAGGGGAUUUCCUGUGUCAGAUUAUCGCAUUGGACCCAGAUCAAGGCCUGAAUGGUAGAGUUACUUAUUCUGUUUUGGACAGAGAACUUAACGGUUUUCCCGUUACGAACUGUGUGUCAAUAAGCACGGAAAACGGAAAUGUAUAUGCCAGGACUGUUUUUGAUUACGAGAAGCAAAGAAAUUUCGAGGUAUUGAUUGAAGCUAGGGAUCAAGGCUACCCUCCUCUAAGCAGCACUGCCACAGUGCAGGUGUCCAUUGUAGACCAGAAUGACAAUCCUCCCAUGUUCUUGUAUCCCCCCACAACAGAGGGGUUUGUACCAGUGGAAAUGGUUCCUCGUUCUGCAGAGGUAGGAUUCUUGGUGACCAAGGUCAUAACUGUAGAUGCGGACUCUGGCCAAAAUGCCUGGCUGUCCUACCAGUUACUACAAGCUAGUGACACCAGUCUUGUUUAUGUGGACGGACAAACGGGAGAAAUUAGGACCUCCCGCAACAUUAAGGUUUCUGAUCCUAACAAGCAAAGGGUUGUUGUUGAAGUGAAGGACAAUGGGGUACCCAAGCGAUCUGCUUCAGUAACCAUUGGGCUUUGGCUGUACGACACGUUUCCACAAGUUUUACCCGAUUUCGAUGAUGCCGUAGCCAAUGACAAUCAAAUUUCCAAUUUGAACAUGUACUUAAUAAUAACGUUAGUCUCCAUCUCCCUUCUUUUCAUUGGAUUUUUCAUUUUCCUUGCAUCUAUGUUAUGUUAUAAGAACGAGAGUUCAAACAACUGUCUUUGUUCCCCCAUUUGCCGUGAACUUGAGUUUGAUAAUUGCAGACUGAAAGUUUCCAUUCCACCCAGUUCUAACAUAACGGGUGACCUUCUGGAUAUUGCAGGUGCUGGAACAGAAACAUUUUCUCAAAGUUAUCAAUACAAAGCAUUUACAGGAUUUAUUUCUGAAGAUAGCAGUGUACCUCAAGUAAACUGUAAAACUGGAUACAAUGGAAAUAUCACACCUGAAGGUUACUGUAUCCUGGUUGCAAACACGGAAGGAAAUGUAACAAAAGGCAAUCCUGCGGAAGAUAAGGAAAGCAAACCAUCAGGGUUUAAAAAGUGUGCGAAAUGCAACCAAAAAAUGUCCAUCAUGGAUGGACGCACUAUUUGUGUAUAUUGUGUAGGAGCUGUGCAUCUGGAGGAAUCCUGUACUAUUUGGCACUCUUUUAGUUCAAGAGUGCUGCUUGAAAGGAAGAACAAGCUUAUAAUAAGAGGUUUAUUGAAGUCCCCCUUCACUGAGGUGUUAGAAGAAGGUCAGGGCACUUUUAAAUUGACCAACUCUCCUUCACCCAAGUCUUACAAAUCUGUAAAAAGGUCAUCUCCUUCUUCUGGCCAUUUGGAGCCAGCAGAAAAGCUGACCAAAGUUACUUCUUCAGACCCAAAGAUUGUUGGGCCCAAAAAAUCAUUACUGGCUCCAUCAGCAUCGGAGCCAAUAGAAUUUGAAGUAUGGAGCCGGUCCCCAGAAUUGGUACUGGUCUCCCCUACUUUAAGGUCACCUCUUCUACAACUGCUUACAUCUCCUGCCCCCUCCUCUCGGUCCUCAAGGAGUCUUUCUGAUGAUGAUGUGGAUCGGGUGGUGUGCAGACUCUUAAAGACACCGGUGCUGGCCAAAUUGCUAUCGGCUCCAACCCAGAGAGAUUUGGAGCUGACCAUGACCUCCCCUUUGACAUUUAUUCCUCCUCUGAGCUGA
Messenger RNA from Protopterus annectens (West African lungfish), 3217 nucleotides. RefSeq names its product protocadherin beta-15-like. Gene Ontology annotation, cellular component: plasma membrane. The record is from RefSeq and is a predicted model, not a curated record. Gene Ontology annotation, biological process: homophilic cell-cell adhesion. Lineage: Eukaryota; Metazoa; Chordata; Ceratodontiformes; Protopteridae. Gene Ontology annotation, molecular function: calcium ion binding. Bases 50 to 3217 code for a protein of 1055 amino acids. The transcript has 2 exons.